Papaver somniferum (opium poppy) is the source of this 1889-nucleotide messenger RNA. RefSeq lists its product as uncharacterized. The transcript is spliced from 10 exons. Gene Ontology annotation, biological process: DNA replication; DNA repair; DNA recombination. Gene Ontology annotation, molecular function: DNA binding. Gene Ontology annotation, cellular component: nucleus. The record is from RefSeq and is a predicted model, not a curated record. NCBI's taxonomy places the organism in Eukaryota, Viridiplantae, Streptophyta, Magnoliopsida, Ranunculales, Papaveraceae. The coding region runs from base 172 to 1605 and encodes 477 amino acids.
AGACUUAUCUUUAAACAUAAAAUCAGAUUUAUAUCCAUGUAGAUUUUAUUCGUACAAAUCUAUGAAUGAUAAAUAUACUUGAUCGUUAAGAAAACUACCCUAUGUGCGUGUAUAUAAACUUACAAGACUCAAUGCAGAAACUCACAUCGAUAGAGCGAUCAUCACAAUAAGAUGAACAACAAGAACAACGUUUCUUCAAAGAAGGUUUCUUCCAAGAAUAGCCAAGGAAAAUCUAUUGCGAAGGUAGUGUACACACCACUGAAAGACCUGAGAUUCAAACAAACUCAAAACAAGACAAUAAAGGUGAAAGUACCGAAAGUCUGGAUAUCUCAGUCCAACAAAACCGGUGAAGUUUGGGGCCUAGAAGCGCACGUAAUAGAUGAGGAAGGAACGCAGAUUCAACUUAAGGUGAACGUAGAUAACAUUGAUUUGUUCCGAGGAAAAUUUUUGGAUGGAUGUGUAUACUCCAUUCAACGUUUUACCUUUCAGGUUCCAACCGGAGGAUACAGAAUUGUACCUUUCCACUAUUUUAUGUGGCUGAAUAAAUACGCCAAAAUACAGCAGCUAGAAGUGGAUGCAUCCACUUUUCCAAUAGAAAGAUUCACUUUCUUGCCUCUGGAGAUGGUACCUGGAAGGAAAAAUGAAAACCACUUCUAUACAAAUGUAAUUGGACGAUUGCACUCCAUAUCUAACGUCGUUGGCAAGCAAGUUGAGGAACGUGGUGAGACGAAAGAAGUCAACAUGCGAGAGAUUUACAUCGCCGAUGAAAGGGGAAAAACGAUGAAGAUAACUAUAUGGGGUGAAUUAGCGACUACUAUUGAGGAUGGAAUGCUAGAUAGUAACCAAAAUGUCGCAGUGGUCAUAAUAAUCACUGGAACAUUUGUGAAAGAGCGCAUGGGUUUCAUUAGUCUUUCCACCACACAAGCAUCACGAAUAUUUGUGAAUUUGGAUAGUGAACAAGUUCAGGAAUUUAGAAUGCUACUUGGAAAAGAAACUGAAGAGAUAGAAGAGAUACACCUUGAACAAGAGAAAGAUCCUUUUGAAGACAAAAUUACCCUAUAUGAAGCCAGUCAGAUGCUGCUAGACUAUGAAAAUAAGAACAAGGAGUUUUUUUGUGAAGCAUCCAUUGUCCGAUUCAACGAGGGAAAGGGUUGGUACUACAUUGCUUGCAAAAAAUGCAAAAAACAAGUGCAAAACAAUGAUGGAAAGAUUUCUUGCCCCAAAUGCAUAAAGACCUUUGAUGGAAAAGUACUGACAUGGUACCGGAUCACAGUAAGGAUCAAGGAUAACACAGAAUAUGCGGAUUUUACAAUUUUCGGAUUUAAUGUAGAGAAGAUGUUGAAAUAUACUGCAGCUGAACAUGUCGACUACGCUGAGCGUUGCGAGAAGCUAGGAGAACCAGACAAAGCUAAACAGGUGUUUGAUAAGCUGAUUGGAGAAAAGUUCGGAUUUAAGCUAAAGAUAACCGAAGAAAACAUCCAGAAACAGUCCGACGAUUAUACAGUUUUGAAAGUUCAUACUAUUGUUAAAAAAAAAAGACCGCCAGUGACCAAUUGGGUCCGAAAACACCACAAAAAGAAAAACAACAGAAGAUCAUGCUUUUAGAGAAUGAAAAACAACAAAAAAGAAAUAAGAUAAGGCAUAUGGUAGAUUUAGAAGAUGAUAAGGAUGAAAAAGAAGAUGAAAGUGAUGAAAAUACUAUGGUGAAAAAAAAGAAGAUCACCAAUGAGCAAAAAAGAAAAAGGCUAAGACAUAUGCUUUUAGAAGAUGAUGAGGAUACUCAAGAAAAUAAUGAAAUGGCAGUUGAUCUGGAUGAAGAAGAAGAUGGAGAUAAUGAAGAUGAUAAAAAUAUUUGAAAAAAGUCGGUGCCUAUGAUUCUCUCUUAGUGA